Molecule: messenger RNA, 1049 nt
Organism: Papilio machaon (common yellow swallowtail)
Lineage: Eukaryota; Metazoa; Arthropoda; Insecta; Lepidoptera; Papilionidae
Product: leukocyte surface antigen CD53
Exons: 5
Coding region: 111-770 (219 amino acids)
Cellular component (GO): membrane
Source: RefSeq, a predicted model, not a curated record
AGCUCUUUAUGUUCGAUGACAGCCAUUUUGUCGUGUUAGUGGACGGGCUAGUAAGGACGCGCGCGCACAAUUUGUUGUAACUUUUUUAUUGAAAAAAAAAAACAAUCAAAAUGGGGUGUGGUGAAUUCUUAGUUAAAUAUAUUCUGUUCUUUACGAACUUAUUUUUCGCGCUAGCAGGUCUGGCGCUGUUGGGUCUGGGCGUGGCGGUACAGCUGCAGGGUACGGCCGUCAUCAACAUCGCCGACACAAGCUACCAGGUGGCGCCUAUCGCCUCCAUGGUGGUUGGCGGCGUCGUCUUCCUCAUUGCCUUCUUCGGCUGCUGCGGCGCUAUCCGGGAGAGCAACUGCAUGCUUAUUACGUACUCGUUGUUUAUGAUUAUCCUGAUGAUAUUGAAAAUCGCGCUGGCGAGUCUGAUCUUCGUGAACCUGGACAGUCUGGUGCAGGGCGUGCCCAAUGUACUAAACGACGCAUUUAAUAAAGAUAGGGUCGCCUUCCAGGAGAUCGAGAGAGCCUUCACGUGCUGCGGUCCGACUGGUCCGCUGUCGUACAUGAACAUCGCGCUGCCGGAGACUUGUUGCGCGUCUCAGCCGUGCACACCUCUCAACGCGUACUCCGGCUGUGACAAACAGGUCCAGAGUCUGCUCGAGACAUUCGGUCUCGCCAUCGGCGUUGUUUGCAUCGUUGUUGUUGCUAUUGAGCUUGUUGCGGUAGUGUUCGGCUUGUGUCUGGCAAACCACGCGCGGAACAAGAACCGGCGGUCGCACUACUAGGCCGAUAGAUGGCGCUGUAUUACAUUCGUUUAUAACUUUACUAAAUGCACACGUUUUGAACAAAAAUUUUGUUAACGUUAUGUUAACAGGUGAAUAUGUAUUACUGUUGAUAAUAAUUGUAUGUAUUAAUGUUUAUAUACGCAAUUAGUGUUAGUUAAGGCGGGUUUUGUGACCCAAUGUACAGUCAGGGUGAAAAAUUAAUUACGAUUUGAUAACCAUUAGUGAAAUAAUUUUAGGUCUCUAAAGAACAAGAAAUAUCUUUUGUAUUAUAUUACAUUG